GCAGGAGUUCUCUGAAAAUAACGUUUAUCUUCGGAAGUGUGUUUCAGAUUCGUUUCGUGUGCGUGACGUCUGCUUAUAGACAAAUAAAGAUUUGAAACUUUAUUCCAUAAUAUAAAUUAAUAAAAAUCUUAUUUCAAAAUGACUGCAUUUGAAGAAAUGGGUGUCCUUCCUGAGAUUGCUCAGGCUGUUGAAGAAAUAGAUUGGAAUCUACCUACAGAUGUACAGUCUGAAGCAAUACCAUUGAUUCUUGGAGGUGGUGAUGUUCUUAUGGCAGCCGAAACAGGCAGUGGAAAGACUGGAGCAUUUUGUCUGCCUAUUCUGCAAAUUGUGUGGGAAACAUUAGCUGACCAGCAGAGUGGAAAAGGGAAGAAAGGUGACAAGGGAGGAGGUGGCAGCACUCAACAAAGUAAUAAAUGGCGUAUGAGUUAUUUUGAUAGAGGGAAUGCUCUAGCUGUUAGUCCUGAUGGUAAAACAUGUCAGUCCAGGGAACCCAAAGAAUGGCAUGGCUGUCGAGCAACAAAAGGUGUUCAAGGGCAAGGAAAAUAUUAUUAUGAAGCCAAAGUUACUGAUGAAGGUCUUUGUCGAGUUGGAUGGUCCACACCUGCUGCUUCUCUUGAUCUUGGAACUGACAAACAAGGAUUUGGAUUUGGUGGAACUGGCAAAAAGUCUUUUGGGAAACAGUUUGAUUCUUAUGGAGAACCUUUUGGUAUGCAUGAUGUUAUUGGAUGCUAUUUGAAUCUCGAUGAACGAAGUAUUAAAUUUUCAAAAAAUGGUGUUGACUUUGGAGAAGCAUUUAAAAUACCUGAUAAUCUACGGAAGUCUGCCUUUUUCCCAGCUGUGGUUUUAAAAAAUGCAGAAAUGGAAUUCAACUUUGGUGAAACAACUUUUCGAUAUCCUCCUGAGGCUGGUUAUGUUGCAGUUUGUUCAGCACCUAAAGAGUGUCUAGUGAAUAAUACUAUCACUGGUGAAUCAUCAGGGCCUGUGAAACCUGUAAAAAAUGCUCCUCAAGCUAUCAUUAUUGAGCCUUCAAGAGAAUUGGCUGAACAAACCUUGAAAUGCAUACAGAAUUUCAAAAAAUAUCUUAAAGAUCCAAAAGUUAGAGAGUUGUUAAUUAUUGGUGGUGUAGCAGCUAAAGAACAGAUAAUGGAACUUCAGAGUGGAAUUGAUAUAGUUGUUGGAACACCAGGUAGAUUAGAAGAUCUUAUUUCUACUGGGCAAUUGUCUUUGUCACAAGUUCGCUUCUUUGUUCUGGAUGAAGCUGAUGGUUUGUUGCAAGCAGGUUAUGGUGAUUUAAUCAACCGAAUGCAUGGUCAGAUCCCAAAGAUAACACCAGAUGGAAAGAGAUUACAAAUGGUUGUUUGUUCUGCAACACUUCAUUCAUUUGAUGUGAAAAAACUUGCGGAACGAUUAAUGCAUUUUCCAACUUGGGUAGAUUUGAAAGGAGAGGACAGUGUUCCAGAAACUGUACAUCAUGUUGUAUGCACGGUAGAUCCUAGAAAGGACUUAUCUUGGAGAAAUCUGAAAAGACCUAUUAAGACUGAUGAAGUCCAUUCAAGAGAUAAUGUAAGAUUUGGAAGCAACACUCCAGAAUCUCUUUCGGAAGCUGUAAAACUAUUGAAAGGCGAAUAUGUUAUAACUGCCAUCAAUGAGCACAAAAUGGAUAAAGGCAUCAUAUUCUGUCGAACGAAGAUUGAUUGUGAUAAUAUGGAAAAUCAUUUGAAUGCUCUUGGAGGAGGUCCUCGCAAUAGAAAUAAUCCCUAUUCCUGUGUAUGUUUACAUGGAGAUCGAAAACCUGCUGAACGGAAAGAAAAUUUAGAAAAAUUUAAGAGAGGAGAUGUGAAAUUUUUGAUAUGUACUGAUGUGGCUGCAAGAGGUAUUGAUGUAUCUGGUGUGCCUUAUGUUAUUAAUGUAACUUUGCCAGAUGAGAAAAAUAAUUAUGUCCAUCGAAUUGGAAGAGUGGGUCGAGCUGAAAGAAUGGGUUUAGCUAUUUCACUUGUGUCUGCAGUACCUGAAAAGGUUUGGUAUCAUUCUAAUUGUUCAAAUAGAGGUAAAAAUUGUUGGAAUACAAAUCUGGUUGAGAAAGGUGGUUGCUGCAUUUGGUAUAAUGAACCUCAAUAUCUAGCAGAUAUUGAGGAGCAUUUGAAUUGCACCAUUCAGCAAGUUGACCCAGAUAUCAAAGUUCCAUGUGAUGAAUUUGAUGGAAAAGUUGUGUAUGGUCAGAAGAGAGCUCAAAUGGGUAGCAACUAUGAAACUCAUACAGCUCAGAUGGCCCCCACUGUUGAGAUGUUAUCUAAAUUGGAAGUGGUUGCCCAAGAAUUCUUCAUUAAACGGUACUGCAAAAAAGAUCAGACUUUUCUUAAGUAAAAUUACCUUAGGUAUGAUAAUGUGAGCCAAAAAUGUGCUUGCUUGAAUUCAGUUUGUGUCAAUAUAUAUGAAAGUAUUUUCCCUCUGUAUCAGGGGUAUUGUUUAAUAAAAGAUUUUGCUUCUCUUGCA
Messenger RNA from Argiope bruennichi, 2493 nucleotides. It is a transcript of the gene Ddx1, whose product is annotated as ATP-dependent RNA helicase DDX1-like. The record is from RefSeq and is a predicted model, not a curated record. NCBI's taxonomy places the organism in Eukaryota, Metazoa, Arthropoda, Arachnida, Araneae, Araneidae. The transcript is spliced from 31 exons. Gene Ontology annotation, molecular function: ATP binding; RNA helicase activity; protein binding. Bases 139 to 2364 code for a protein of 741 amino acids.